CAUGCCUUCGUCUGAUUCAAAAUUGGAGGCCUUCGUCAUUUGUCAACGGAAAACUGCGAAGAGUUGGAGGAGCUCAGGAAUAAGCAUGGAUUUAUUAAAAGCGACGAAGCUCAGUUACUUCGAUGACAUGUGGAAACUCCAUUCUAAGGCCUCGCUUAUCUCGUGCAUUCAGGGUGAGGAUGGUCGGCGUGCUCUGAUCUUGGAUUCCACCAUUUUCCAUCCUCAAGGUGGUGGUCAGCCAGCAGACACGGGUUUCAUCACCCAUGCCGCAACCGAUUUCAAGUUCAUUGUCCAAGAUACUCGAUUGAAAGACGAAUUAGUUUUCCAUUAUGGGUUUUUUGAGAACCCUGGCAAUGAUGGGGACCCUGAAUUUCCGAUAGGGCAAGAGGUUUGUUUAUACGUGGAUGAAGCUCGUCGCAAUCUCAAUUCCAGGUUGCAUUCAGCUGGACAUUUGUUGGAUGUCUGUGUGCGAAAUGUUGGUUGGGAUCAUUUACAACCAGGCAAAGCUUAUCAUUUCCCCGAUGGGCCAUUUGUUGAGUAUAAAGGUGCAGUUCCACAGAACGAAAUUCAAAGUAAACAAAAGGAGUUAGAGAUGGAAGCAAGUGCACUCAUUUCGAGAGGAGGAAGGAUAUCAGCAGCUGUUUUGUCUUACGAGAAAGCCUGUGAACUCUGUGGUGGAUCCCUUCCUGAUUACAUUCCGAAGGAGAGCAGUCCUCGUAUUGUAAAGUUGGGGGAAAAUCUUGGAUGUCCUUGUGGAGGGACCCAUGUUGUGGAUAUUUCAGAGAUCGGGAGCUUGAAGGUUGGCCAGAUUCGAACGAAGAAGGGAGUGACGAAAGUAUCUUAUACUGUUGAUUAAUUGCUGCUCCAAUUCAGGGCAAUCUUAAUAUGCAAUUCCUAUAUUUAACAGGUCUUCAAUCUCAUAUUACUGGUACCAAGGGGAUAUGUGUAUUCUCCUUUCUUC
Telopea speciosissima is the source of this 961-nucleotide messenger RNA. Its product is annotated as alanine--tRNA ligase. The transcript is spliced from 9 exons. Gene Ontology annotation, biological process: regulation of translational fidelity; alanyl-tRNA aminoacylation. Lineage: Eukaryota; Viridiplantae; Streptophyta; Magnoliopsida; Proteales; Proteaceae. Gene Ontology annotation, molecular function: Ser-tRNA(Ala) deacylase activity; ATP binding; nucleic acid binding. The coding region runs from base 2 to 856 and encodes 284 amino acids. The record is from RefSeq and is a predicted model, not a curated record.